Phoenix dactylifera (date palm) is the source of this 1618-nucleotide messenger RNA. The record is from RefSeq and is a predicted model, not a curated record. Lineage: Eukaryota; Viridiplantae; Streptophyta; Magnoliopsida; Arecales; Arecaceae.
UCUAUCCUCCCACCACCAGACCUAUCAUAAUUGCUUAAAAACAUCUGCCCUGAGACCCUGGCCCCCACUGUCUGCAAUUCUUCCUUUGGUUCAAAUUCUACGAUUUCCUUUUAGGGCAGGGACAAGGGACGGUGUCCCAUCCUGCAAGCACCUGGACUUCUAGCCCCUGGAAGCCAUUGCACUCUUGCUCGUCCUGUUCGGCGCCCACGUUAGUAUCAAACCACACAUGAAGCACACCACAACCUACACAGAAUGACCUUCCCCUAUACAAGGAGAAGUUAACAAGAAGAAAUCGAGAGAACCGCGUCUGCUCCAAGCGGAGGGGCCACACCCCGUGUUCGGUAAUUCCCACCCCCCUUCCCAGUUCUUAUUCGUUCACUUCCCCCUCUACCCUUUCUCUUGUAUUCCUACCAUCCUCCAUCUACCGAUCCAUUAACAUUUAUUUCUCUUUUAACGUCCCAUCAGAGCCAUCUUUUAAUUUCUCUCCACCAUCCUUUCUUCCCUCUUCUACUGUGUACACCCUCCCACCCCAACCUCACACGCACAGAGAGAGACACCAGCCUCUUCAUCAAACAAACGAAGUAAUUAGAAUAGUAGUGAGCCAAGCCAAGCCAAGCCAAAAAUAGUCAACAGAAGCGAAGCUGGUGUAUGGAAUCUGGCCCCGACGCUCCCGGCGAAGGGGCAGAAGGCCCCUCGUCCUCCACCGCCUCAGCGGGCGGCGACCCCAGUUCACAACCUGCGGAGCAACAGACGGCUCCACCUCCAACCCAACCCCAACCUCCACCUCAGCCCCAAGCUCAACCACAGCAGCAGCAGCAGCCGAGUCGAUACGAGUCGCAGAAGAGAAGGGAUUGGAAUACUUUUCUUCAGUACCUGAGGAACCACAAGCCACCGUUGACGCUGGCACGGUGCAGUGGAGCUCACGUUAUAGAGUUCUUGAAAUAUCUGGACCAGUUCGGGAAGACCAAGGUGCACGUGAGCGGGUGCGCCUACUUCGGCCAACCCAACCCCCCGGCGCCCUGCGCCUGCCCCUUGAAGCAGGCCUGGGGCUCGCUCGACGCGCUCAUCGGCCGCCUCCGCGCUGCCUACGAGGAGAACGGCGGCCGGCCCGAAUCCAACCCGUUCGGCGCCCGGGCGGUGAGGAUGUAUCUUCGUGAAGUCAGAGAGAGCCAGGCCAAGGCGAGAGGGAUCCCGUACGAGAAGAAGAAGCGGAAGCGGCUGCCACCGCCCACCGCCGGGGCGUCUUCCUCCGCCGCUGCUGGUGAAGGAGGCGCAGAGCGGUCGUCGGGAGGUGGAGGGGAGAGUUCCGCGUCUACUGCUGCUGCUACUGGUGUUACUGCAAGUGGGAGUAGCGGCGGCGGUGGGAAUAGUUCGGGAGCGGGGGAGGGAUCCGGUACUCCGCCGUUGCCGCCGGGCGGUCCGGCCUCCACUUCCUGAGUAUAGAUACUCUCUUAGUCUCUUUUUGACUGUUUCCUUCUUAAUUUUACUUCUUUGUUACUGUUCUUAUUAUUAUUUGGUGGUUAACGGGUAGCGGAGUAGAAUACAUAUUACUCUUGGCGAUUCUCCCUAUUUUUCAUGAGGCUAAUAAAAAGAAAAAUAAUCCAAAAACUUCAGAAAA